Messenger RNA from Papaver somniferum (opium poppy), 570 nucleotides. RefSeq names its product aspartic proteinase nepenthesin-2-like. The transcript has a single exon. The record is from RefSeq and is a predicted model, not a curated record. Gene Ontology annotation, cellular component: extracellular region. The coding region runs from base 1 to 570 and encodes 189 amino acids. Lineage: Eukaryota; Viridiplantae; Streptophyta; Magnoliopsida; Ranunculales; Papaveraceae.
AUGAAUCCUGACAGCGUACGCCUACCUGUAGCAUUGGCUUACGGCCAACACUACUACCUUGCUCAGGUAGGUAUAGGUACUAUGAUCCGUGAUCAACCACAAACUUUCAAUGACUACUACUUAAUUAUGGAUACUGGUAGUGAUCUUACAUGGACUCAAUGUCAAGGCGGCACAUCUUAUUUCUAUCAAGAUGAGCCAAUUUUUCCUCAUCAAGAUUCGCGUACAUAUCGUCCACUUCCUUGUGAGGAUCAUCGGGGUUUGUGUGGCGAAGAAAAUUGCAAUGACCAAGGCUAUUGUACAUAUCGAGAGGUAUAUUUUAGCGGUCAAGUUACAUCUGGUGAUCUUGCUAUUGAAACAUUUACUACAAACUCAGAUGAUGAGGAUGCCUUUGAAAUUGUUGAUUUUCUCAUGGGUUGUGGUUUUGAACAAAGGAAUUGGGAAGGAUAUCUUGGUGUUCUUGAUAUUGGUGAUGGUCAUCAACUACCUAAAUCGCUGCCUCAACGUGGAACUGCUCCUGUAGCAGGAAUGCUCGGUUUAGGACAAGGAGGUAUCAUAUCUUUGGUACUUUAG